AGCGCCUCCUCUCUUCAUCAGGCCGUAUUAGAAACUGCAGCUCUCGUCGUGCGCUCAGUGAGCGACUGCAGCUGGAGAGACAAUAACAGCGACGCGUGCACAGUAUCCUCGUUUGGACUUGCUAUGGACCAGCAGCACGAUUUAUUGAGCUCCUCGCCCAAUAGCCACACAGCUCACUACAACUCUGGCGAUACCAUGGCAACCUCUCUUUCUGGAAUGACCAUCAACGAUCAUCACCAUGGCAACCAGUUCCAUAAGGAGAAUGGAAUUGCGGUGGGGCUCGUGAGACCGGGGGACUGUCCAAUGAAAGUGCGUGGCUUAUAUUUCCCUAGUUUACAGCCUUCACUAGUGCACACUUUCUCCCCGUUUGCUCUUCCUGUAAUGCCACACACAAGGAGGAAACACUGCUCAGAGCAUCUGCCGCCAAUAAAUAGCAGAUACUGCAAUGGCACAGCAGAGAAGGAGUUUUCAGAAGAUCGGGUGGAUGUUGAGCUCAGUAAUGCUGAAGGCACCUCCUCUCCUGAGGAGAAACAGUGUGAAAGCCCCCAGGAUUCAAGACAGGAAGAGAAAGAAGAUCAGUCCCAGCCUGCUGUGGCGAGCGCUGGUGGAAUGGCGUCUGCAGCUUUAGCAGCAGGGUUUUCAUCAGAUGGUUAUGAUCAGCACUCGGACUGGAGUGGUGUAGACCACCAGGGAGUACUAGAGCAGGACGAAGACCUCCUAAGAAGCAGCUGGUCUGGACGGCCGAUCCAUUCCCAUCAUCGACGGACAGCCGUCAGUCCGGACCGCACCAGGAGCCUGUCUCUGGAGAAUGAGCCACCUGUGACUUUCCUGGUCCGCAGCGCCGCCCUGGAAGACCUGACGUCCGUCGGAGAGAGGAUCGCAGAAGCCAGGGCUCCCUACAGCGAAACUCUAAAGGAAGAGGAAGAACUGUCUUUUUACGGCAACGAGAGCCAUGUUCAAGAAGAAAAACUUCCAGCGUGGGCCAGCAGGGCUCUCGCUGAACAUGCACCUUUGGAAACCAAAGAGCAUAGUUUUACAAAAACUGUACCUCAGGAACACAUGGAAUCACUGGGCGAAGCACAGGAGAACGUUGAUGCUACAUUAUCAGGGGUUAAUCACAACGUGAAUGGCGAAGAUGCCAAAAAGACAGAAGCCACUCCUCCCUCUACAAGCACAAUUGGCUCUCCAAAAGGUGUCCACGUCUCCCCGGCAAGAAAAUCCAUGGUGCCGGUGGCUCAGUUCAAAGCUCAAUCCAAGACCAAUGGUGAUGCUGAGAAGAGGACCCCUAAAACCCCCAACAGUAAAGUCAGACCCUCCUCCCAUAAAACACCUUCCUCUAUCCCGAAAAAGACCUUGGCCUCCUCUAGUAGAUCUCCAUCAGUACCUGCCACCAGUUCUGGGCCCAAAGAAUCCAGGGCAAGAGCUCCUAGUAGCAGUAGACCUCAUGCUGCCGGUACAAAGAUUCCUGCCAUGACUGCUGCUGCCAAAAAUGGAAAAGACUCUCCUAAGACCCCAGAGACCAGCGGGCACAGCAGCCCUGGGACUCCCAAAUCCCCUGCCAGCAAGGCUGCGGGUGGCAAGCCUCCAAGCGCAGGAAAUGAAAUCAAGAAGGUCGCAGUGAUUCGCUCGACCCCUAAAUCUCCGAAGAACCGCUCACCCACAUCACUGUCGGCCGCUGCCCCCCUUCCCGAUCUGAAGAACGUACGAUCCAAAGUCGGCUCCACUGACAACUUGAAGCAUCAGCCUGGAGGCGGCCGGGUACAAAUUCUUGAUCAGAAGGUGGAUUUCAGUAAUGUUCAGUCUAAGUGCGGCUCCAAAUCCAACCUCAAGCAUGUACCAGGAGGUGGAAAUGUCAAAAUUCUUGAUCAGAAGGUGGACUUCAGUACUGUCCAGUCAAAGUGUGGCUCCAAAGACAAUUUGAAACAUGUACCGGGAGGUGGCAAUGUUCAAAUUCUCGAUCAGAAGUUGGACUUAACUAACGUGCAGGCUAGAUGUGGUUCCAAAGAUAAUCUCAAACAUGUACCCGGAGGUGGAAAAGUCCAAAUCCUCCACAAAAAGAUUGACCUGAGCAACGUGCAGGCCAAGUGUGGAUCGAAAGACAACAUUCGCCACAAACCAGGUGGAGGAAACAUUGAGAUCAGGUCUGAGAAGCUUGAAUUCAAGGCUCAGUCAAAGGUCGGAUCUAUGGACAACAUUAAACACGUACCUGGAGGAGGCAACAGGAGGAUUGAGUCGCACAAACUGAUGUUCCGCGAGCAGGCCAAAGCGCGAACCGACCAUGGCGCAGAAAUCGUGUCUCUGGAUGAGUCGCCACACGGCCUGAGCACCGUCUCCUCUUCUGGCAGCAUCAACAUGGCAGACCCUCCGCAGCUUUCCACCCUCGCUGACCAGGUGUCUGCAUCGCUGGCCAAGCAGGGCUUGUGAUUGGACCAUACCGCCACCAAACCACGCCCCCCUCCCAUUCUCUUCCACAUACCUGAUGGUAUUCUAACCUCUCUCUGAAAGUCAUUUUGUGGCCCAGAAAACAACGCCAAGUAACUUUUGGCAAUCACUGUUCGAUUUUGUAAUACUUAAGAUUUGUUACAGGCCAACGAAGCUGUUUGAACUGUGAAUCAUGUAUGAAUUUGCCUCGUCCUUUGCGUUAAGGCAGUGUCCACAGUGGGAAUUUAACAAUUGGAAAUUUCCUCCAACUGCCCUCCCUUGACUAUAUUUAGUAGCAAAAAAUGACAUUCAUGUAUUUGUAUGGCUUUUGUUGACCAUUAUAUAUUUCCUUAGGCAUGCCAUUUUUUGGUUACUACUGGAUUUAGGACAGUUCAUACAGAACCCAUUUUCAGAGAGGAUUGUUCUCAUUUUUAAAUCAGGUUAAAUUUAGAUCGAGAUUAUGAAUAAGUCGCUUAGCAGUGCUUAAAAUGAAAAUUAGAGCAUCGUAUCUUGACUUUGAGAAAGAAAGAAACGGUCCGUCUUUGAAAUGAUUUACAAGGCUUAUGUGAAGAAAAA
Messenger RNA from Labeo rohita (rohu), 2997 nucleotides. It is a transcript of the gene mapta, whose product is annotated as microtubule-associated protein tau a. Gene Ontology annotation, molecular function: microtubule binding. Gene Ontology annotation, cellular component: neuron projection. The record is from RefSeq and is a predicted model, not a curated record. The transcript has 17 exons. Bases 124 to 2424 code for a protein of 766 amino acids. Gene Ontology annotation, biological process: neuron projection development; microtubule cytoskeleton organization. NCBI's taxonomy places the organism in Eukaryota, Metazoa, Chordata, Actinopteri, Cypriniformes, Cyprinidae.